Messenger RNA from Sorghum bicolor (sorghum), 1499 nucleotides. RefSeq names its product probable WRKY transcription factor 54. Gene Ontology annotation, cellular component: nucleus. Gene Ontology annotation, biological process: regulation of DNA-templated transcription. The transcript is spliced from 3 exons. The coding region runs from base 169 to 1155 and encodes 328 amino acids. Lineage: Eukaryota; Viridiplantae; Streptophyta; Magnoliopsida; Poales; Poaceae. The record is from RefSeq and is a predicted model, not a curated record. Gene Ontology annotation, molecular function: transcription cis-regulatory region binding; DNA-binding transcription factor activity.
CGGCCCGAUCGAUCGAGCUCCCCGCUUCGUGUCACUCACUCACUCACCCUCCCGGCCUCCCCUCCUCCCUCGACCACCUCACCGCUGUGCUACCUUGCUCCAGUCCUAUCUCGACGGCCGGCCAAUAUAACAACAGGAAGGGGGUAUUCUGAUCUCAUCGUCGAUCUCAUGGCGACGACGGAGAUGGAGAUGGGCAUGGGCGUCGUCGUCGGCGGCGGCAGUAACAGUAACAAUGGAGGAGGCAGCAGCAGCAGCAGCGGGCUGGUGGUGACGGAGCUGAGCCACAUCAAGGAGCUGGUGAGGCAGCUGGAGGUGCACCUCGGCGGCUCCCCGGACCUCUGCAAGCACCUGGCCUCGCAGAUCUUCUCCCUCACCGAGCGCUCCAUCGGCCUCAUCACCUCAUCCAACCUCGACGCCGGCGCCGCCCGCCGGAAGCGGUCCGCGAGCGACGCCGCCGGGCUCGCCUCCCCACUCUCCGCGACGCCCACCAGCGACGUCACGGACGGGCCGUUCAAGAACAACACCAAGAAGAGGAAGGUGAUGGGACAGCGGAGGGAGAGGGUGAGCUCGGCCGGCGGCGAGAACCCCGUCGACGACGGCCAUAGCUGGAGGAAGUAUGGCCAGAAGGAGAUUCUCGGAGCCAAGCACCCAAGGGGCUACUACCGCUGCACGCACCGCCACUCGCAGGGGUGCCCGGCGACGAAGCAGGUGCAGCGCACCGACGAGGACGCCACGCUGUACGACGUCAUCUACCACGGCGAGCAUACCUGCGUCCACAGGCCAGCGGUGCCGGCGGAGCACAACGCGGACGCGCACGCCCACCUGCAGACCCUGAGCGCCGGCCUCACGGUGAAGACCGAGGGCCUGCCCACGGCCGCCACGCCCUUGUACCUCUCCGCCUCCACGCCCCUGGCGCCGGCGUCGACGGCGUCGGAGAACUGGGGCGUGGUGUCGCCCGCGACCUCGGACUCCAACCACGUCGCCGCCUCCUACCUGCCGUUCGACGACGCCGAGUGGCGGGGCCACGCCGAGCUCCAGGAGGUGGUGUCCGCGCUCGUGGCCGCCAGCGCGCCGCCGCCGCCGCCGUUGCCGCCCGCCGUGGACAGCCUCGACGACCUCCUCUUCGACAUCGACAUCGCCAGCUACUUCGCGUGAAUCGUGAUCCGCGACGUGUUGUAGCUGAUCAAGGGUAGUAGGGGAUGUGACCGAGCCCUCUGAACACAACAGAGGAGGGAAGAGCACCGGACAGAGCUCUCUGCUUUCCUGGGUCCAUGCAGAUGCAGGCGUAUAGUACCGUAGGAGAUGAUGAACAAGAGUAGAGAUUGUGUCUUUUUUUUACCCCUCUUUUUUUGUUAAAUCUUUUUCCUCUUCUGAUGAGGCCUUUUUUUUGCUAAUCAUUUUCCUCUUCUGAUGAGGCUUGAGAGUGCUGUGUUUGUAUUGUAUUAUUGAAUUUUUUUUUUGUGCCAAGGGAAAAUAAGAUCCUUCGAGCUAUGUGAGAA